Closterium sp. Naga37s-1 is the source of this 4749-nucleotide messenger RNA. The record is from the annotation of a GenBank genome assembly. NCBI's taxonomy places the organism in Eukaryota, Viridiplantae, Streptophyta, Zygnematophyceae, Desmidiales, Closteriaceae.
AUGCCGACGCGAUUCCACAUCCGUUUCGUGCAGAAGCUAACUCAGGCAGUCGGCCAGAGGGAGGUUGGUUCAGGCCUACACGUGGCCUAUCAGUGGUGCAAGAUUCUGGAUCAUUUCGACGAGAUUCUGCAGCAGCGGACGAGAGAUGAGAAAUUCCUCGUCAUGGGAACCCCACAGUACCGUCGAGAGCAUGUUCUGGCGGAGAUACUCAAAGACUGUGGUACGUAUUUCGCGAAAGUAGACCGUGGUGAAAUUGGUGGAGAGGAAGAGAAUGUGGACAACUUGGACCAACAUGGGCCUCCCGUAGAGGACACAGGUCCCCCGCCAGAGAUUGAUGCGGAAAUAGUCGCUGUGGGUGCGCUGAUUGCUGACGGUGUUCGAAUUGGUCUGGCCAACGAGCGGCAGAGCGUCGCGGAUGGGGAGCGUCAGCUGAUGGAUACAGAGGAACCACCCGUUCAGAGGGAGAGUGCGCGCGAAAUUUUGCGAGGAAUGAGGGAGACGCAGCAGAGGGCAGCAAAGGAGGCCAUUCAGCAGGGGGGGGAGGAGGAGAUGAUAGAGGAUCAGAUGAUGGAACAGUGUCCGGGUUUGGAAGACGGGCAGGGGAGUCAGAAUCUCGGAGGCGAAUUGGAGGAAGAGGUGCAGAGGUCGGAACUGGAGACUAGGGUGGUGUAUCAGAGACGGGAGGCACGGACAAAGAAGAUGUAUGAUUUGGGGCGGGAGGAAAAAAAUACAGAACGCGAAAAGGAGGAGAAUCGGCAGAGAGAGGAGGAAGCGCGGAAGAGGGAGGAGAAACAGGUUGAGCGCGAAAAAGAGGAGAAGCAGCAGAGGGAGAAGGAAGAGCGGCAGAGGGAGGAUGAGAGAAGCGCGGAGCGCGAACAGGAGAAGAAGCGGCAGAGGGAGGAGGGAGAGCGGAAGGAGGAGGAGAAGAAGGUGGAGCGCGAGAAGGAGGAGAGGCGGCAGCGGGAGGAGGAAGAGCAGAAGAGGGUGGAGGAAAAAAAGACAGAGCGCGAAAAGGAGGAGAAUCGGCAGAGAGAGGAGGAAGCGCGGAAGAGGGUGUUAAAAGGGAGGAGGAACGGGUUGAGCGCGAAAAAAGAGGAGAAGCGGCAGAGGGAGAAGGAAGAGCGGCAGAGGGAGGAUGUGAGAAGCGCGGAGCGCGAACAGGAGAAGAAGCGGCAGAGAGAGGAGGGAGAGCGGAAGGAGGAGGAAAAGAAGGUGGAGCGCGAGAAGGAGGAGAGGCGGCAGCGGGAGGAGGAAGAGCAGAAGAGGGUGGAGGAAAAAAAGACAGAGCGCGAAAAGGAGGAGAAUCGGCAGAGAGAGGAGGAAGCGCGGAAGAGGGAGGAGGAACGGGUUGAGCGCGAAAAAGAGGAGAAGCGGCAGAGGGAAAAGGAAGAGCGGCAGAGGGAGGAUGAGAGAAGCGCGGAGCGCGAACAGGAGAAGAAGCGGCAGAGGGAGGAGGGAGAGCGGAAGGAGGAGGAAAAGAAGGUGGAGCGCGAGGAGGAGAGGCGGCAGCGGGAGGAGGAAGAGCAGAAGAGGGUGGAGGAAAAAAAGACAGAGCGCGAAAAGGAGGAGAAUCGGCAGAGAGAGGAGGAAGCGCGGAAGAGGGAGGAGGAACGGGUUGAGCGCGAAAAAGAGGAGAAGCGGCAGAGGGAGAAGGAAGAGUGGCAGAGGGAGGAUGAGAGAAGCGCGGAGCGCGAACCGGAGAAGAAGCGGCAGAGGGAGGAGGGAGAGCGGAAGGAGGAGGAAAAGAAGGUGGAGCGCGAGAAGGAGGAGAGGCGGCAGCGGGAGGAGGAAGCGCAGAAGAGGGUGGUGGAAAAAAAGACAGCGCGCGAAAAGGAGGAGAAUCGGCAGAGAGAGGAGGGAGCGCGGAAGGAGGAGGAGGAACGGGUUGAGCGCGAAAAAGAGGAGAAGCGGCAGAGGGAGAAGGAAGAGUGGCAGAGGGAGGAUGAGAGAAGUGCGGAGCGCGAACCGGAGAAGAAGCGGCAGAGGGAGGAGGGAGAGCGGAAGGAGGAGGAAGAGAAGGUGGAGCGCGAGAAGGAGGAGAGGCGGCAGCGGGAGGAGGAAGAGCAGAAGAGGGUGGAGGAAAAAAAGACAGCGCGCGAAAAGGAGGAGAAUCGGCAGAGAGAGGAGGGAGCGCGGAAGGAGGAGGAGGAACAGGUUCAGCGCCAAAAAGAGGAGAAGCGGCAGAGGGAGGUGGAAGCGCGAAAGGAGGAGGAGGAACGGGUGGAGCGCGAAAAGGAGGAGGAACGGAAAAGGGAGGAGGACAAAAUGGCUCAGCGUGGAAUAGAGGAGCGGAAAGCGCGAGAUGAGCCGAGGGAAGGGGAGCGAGUGCGACAGAGGGUGGAGGCUGGAGGGCGAGAACCGCGCGAAAGGGAGGAGGCUCGGCAGGGGCAGGAACGGGAACGGAAGAGAGCCGAAAGCGAACGCCGAAAGCAUCAGCUGCUAAGGGUUGCGGGUGGACGGGUGGAAGAGGAGCAGGAGAGCGCGGCUAGUGCGCUCCCUAUUCAGAGGAAUCGUCCGCGUGCGGCAGAGAAUCCUGCUGCGGGGCAGGGUGAGGAGCUGGAGGAGGGUGAAUGGGUGGCCUUGGAGACACAACUGCAGGAGCAGGAGAAAGAUGGGCCCCAGGUUUUCGAGGAAACGGCGGGUGGAUUUGAGGAGGCCGGAGACCGCAUCGCAGCUAACGGCAGGGUGCAUACCACACGGGAGUUAAUGCGGCGUCUGACAUUGGUGGCGAGGUCAGUUGCCAGGAUUUCGUCGGAACAAGGUGUUCGAUUCAGCGACUGCAUGGCCGAGAUUCGCCAGUUUGGUGCGCGGAUGCAGGGAUGGGAAGCAUCGUACUUGCAGGACUACGAUGAUCUGACAAACGAGUACCACACGCUAAAGGAUUCUGUUGUGCGAGAGCGCGAGGAGCUUCGGGAAAUCCGUUCUGCUCUUUUGACGUCUACGGCCGAGGCACGAGCGGCAGCAGCUGAUGCAGGUCAAGCAGCUGCAACGGCGGUUGUAGAAGCAUUGCAGGAAAAGCUCGAGGGGUUUUCCGAGGCGUUUCUAGAAAGGCUGAAGGGUGUUGUGGCGCUGGCGCUAGAGCAAGCGUCAAAAGAAGGGAAGCUUGAGUCCACGAUCGCAUCCGUCUCCAUCGAAUACCUGGAAAAGACUAUCGAGAAUAGCGUAUACACAGUGUGGGAGGAUCUCAGAGUUGCGGAAGACAAGAACUCUCAGAGUUUCAAAGCUAUUCAGAAGGCUCUUGCAGGAAUGACAGCAAAGCCCCGUGGGCGGACUGGACCCAUCCACGUCGGAAAUCCACACGCCGCCAGACCAGAUGCCACAAAGCUCAAAGGGCGGACGGGAGCCAUCAACGUCGGAAGUCCUCUCCCCGCCAGACCAGAUGGGCGGACGAGAGCCAUCAACGCCGGAAGUCCUCUUCCCGCCAGACCAGACGCCACCAAGCUCAAAGGGCGGAUUGGACCCAUCAACGUCGGAAAUCCUCUCGCCGCCAGACCGGCCGGAACAAAGCUCAAAGGGCGGACUGGACCCAUCAACGUCGGAAAUCCGCAAGCCGACAGACCAGAGGCCACGCCAAACUUUUCGCGACCGCAGGGCGAAGCAGACUCACCAGACAUCCCUAUCGCCGCUGCACAUAAAGUAAUGGAAAGGUUUGUCGCGACCUCCGAGGGCGAGACGGGUGAGGCGGGUGAGGUGGGCGCUGGUGUGGCAGAUGUUGACUUGCGGGUCGAGCGUGAAAGCGAGGAGAAGCGAAAGCGGGAGGAGCACGCGAAGGCGGUGAAGAGGCGGGCACAAUUGGAGGCAGAAUUAGAAGCAAAGCGUGAUCGGAUAGCAAAAUUCGCUGAAGCGAAGCGGUUGGAGGCCGAAAAGCGCAAAAAGGACCUCGAAAUAGAGCGGUGGAAAGCUCAGCAGGAGAUGGAGCGUAUUGCACGGUUGGAGGAAGCCGCAAAGGAGGAGGAGGAGAUGCAACGAAAGGUCUUAGCGGCAGAAACGGAGAAAAUGGAAAAGGAAAAGCGUAGAAUUGCGGGAGAGAAUGUGGAUGCGGCAGUGGAGCAAGGGCAGGGAGAAGAGGCGGAAGGUGGAGAAGAGGCGGAAGGUCUAGUGUGUGCCGGGACUCUAAAUGUGAUUUGCAUGGUUCCGGAAGAACCACUGCAAGUAUUGGACCUGGAGGAGGAGCAAGAUGAUUCAGUGCAUCUGAACGGCCCAGGUGAUUCAGAGACUCAACCGCCUUCGAAAAGGCCUCGCAUAGAGCACACGGGAACGAACACGGACGCAGAUGAAGGGUCUUUUGGAGAUGCUGAGUCAGAGGAUGCAGUCGGUGAAAAUGUGUCGGGAAAUCAGAAUGUUCAACCCAUGUUGGGAGAGGCGGCAGACGAGGUGGCACAGCGAAGGAUCGAUGUGCUACCAGACGAGCUAGGAAAGAGAUGGGGGGAAACAAAGCAUUUCAGAUCGAGUGGUCUUACUACACGCGAAAAGAAGAACAAGGACGGGGUGGUGACCGUGCGCUACAACUCGGAGCAGACCGUCGGAGGUGUGAAGAGGAACAUGGGGAGCUUCAAGGAGAAGAAACUGCGCGACUUCACGGUGGCCGUUUGUUGGAUGGCCUAUUUCCCCGACACGGACAUGGUCCAUUACGGCAUGGAUCCUGUCGAGGUUGGAGAGUGGGCGGUCCACCUCGAAUUCGCUCGUGAACUCCCGACAGGUGUCUGGAGUGUUAUGAACGAACUGAACCUGGACAAAUUCGAGAAGUGA